Molecule: messenger RNA, 1740 nt
Organism: Sardina pilchardus (European sardine)
Lineage: Eukaryota; Metazoa; Chordata; Actinopteri; Clupeiformes; Clupeidae
Exons: 4
Coding region: 198-1505 (435 amino acids)
Source: RefSeq, a predicted model, not a curated record
AACAAAACAAAGUCAAAAGCGUGGCUUGGAGCUUUAUGCUACUGUGGCUUAGACUCUGAUUUAGUUAUGCUUGCCCGGUAGGGUGGCUUUGUGGAAGUUCCGCUAUUUUAUUAUCGGCUAUUGUCGUAAUCCAGUGGCAGUAGGCUAUAUUGCUACCAACCUACUGCUCUAAAGUAGUUCUACAAGUCAAUGCUAGGAUGUACACAAAUGCCUGUGUUGUAUCGGCGGGCCGAGCGGUGCUUGAGAUGAUGCAGUACGACUGGGAGCCUCUUUCCCACGGGGAGCUUGACCAGCGCCUGGACCAAGCAGUCGAGGAGAUCUUGGAAGCCGAGUUGAUGGCCCAGAUCCAGCACCAUUCUCCUGUACUCUUGCAGGUGUCUCGGUCGGAGGAGCCCUUGUUGCAUCUUCAGGCACAAUCGCAAGAUAUGGCGCAUCCUCAAGUGGUAUUUCAGUUGACCGAUACGCUUGCUAUUUCAUCCAAUGCAGACGUUGAGCUACAACGACAGUCUGCUGAAAAAGCAGAGGAAAACCCAGCAGUUCAGCACAUCAUGGACCUCCUGAAGAACGCCAACACCAGUUAUAAUCGCAGUCGACUUGCCGGGAGAGCACGAUUGUCACUCUCCCACACCGUCCUGCUCUCUCUCACCCUGCUUUCCAAACGUCGCAGCUACCGCUCUGUAUCGACCAGUUUCCGUCUGGAGAAAGGAAAUAUCCACAGAAUUUUCUUCUCCUUCUGUGACCGCGUCAACGCUCUGGAGGAACAACAGAUAGGCCUACGAUGGCCGAAAAGUCAGGAGAUGAUGGACAGUCUGCUGCCCUUCUCAAGUCUGUUGGGGGUGAAUGAUGUUGAACUAGGCAUCCCAAAGGUGUUGGGUGUUUUGGGUCACACCCGCAUCCCUAUUCGUCUGCCCAUUGGCAAGCAGGAUGUGGAGAAGGAGGAGUUGGACCUGAAACAUCUGACCAAAGACGUUCACCCAGACUCUUGGCUGAAUCUGGAGUUUGUGUGCGAUAGACAAGGCCGCUUCAUUCACUGCCGGGUUAGCCGAGGAUCAGAACACGACAGGGCAAGUGACCUGAGGAGGAGGAUUCAGAGCAACCCAGGCAUGGUGCCACUAGGAUGCUGCCUGGUUGCAGGCACUGGUUACCCCUUGACAGAUCAGAUCCUCACCCCCUAUUCUUCAGGGCACGGACCCAGGGAGAACCUCUUCAACAGGACCCUGGAGAGCCACUUGUGCCGGCUAGAUCAGGCAGUAGAGGAUCUGAAGGCCCGCUUUCAAAGACUCAAAUACUUGGACAUGGGGAACUAUGACCGAGCGAAAGCGGUGGUGCUAACUGCAUGCAUUUUGCACAAUGUCUUUUUAGACAUGGGGGAUAUUGUCAAGGGUCAGUCAGGGAGGGAAGUGGGAGAACAGGAGCAAGACGGAGACAGAGAGGAGGCAGGUUUGAGAUGGAGAGAUACUGUUGCGCAACAGUUGUACAGUGCCUUGGAUACAGAAAACAUUUGAGCUGAUGGAGUUUCGACCCAAUGUGAUUGGAAAUGUAAUGAUGUAUGCUGAGUACCUCCAGUGAGGCAUUGUCUGUGUCAUUAGAUAGAUGACCAGAGAGAGAGACUGACACCAUUAGAUUCUUCCAUUCUAUCGUCAGGACUAUUUUGCUCAAAAUACAGGGGAUAAUAUGGGGAUGUAAAGCAUUCCGCUGUACAAUAAACUGUUCCUGAGUCAUCUGGUUUUGAAAUAACAA